AUGACGCAUCCCACCCGUGCCAUUGCGCCCAUCAUCCUCCAAGACUACUUGCAAAUCAGGUAUCGAGCCCGGGAGGAGACCCGCUACACUGCUGAGAUGAUCGAUGCAUGCUUCGCCAGGGCUCAAUGCCUCCAGCUUCAGGAGCGUGUCAAUGUGGGAGAUCAGAUUGCUGUGACCUCGUACUACGCUGGUCACGUGUUAGGGGCUGUGAUGUUCUUAAUCGAAGCGGGUGGGUCAAGUGUGCUGUACACCGGGGACUUUACUACCGUGCCGGACCAUCACCUCAGCGCUGCCCGGCUACCGUUUGGACUAAGACCAGAUGUGAUGAUCACAGAGACGACGUGUUGCACCACGGUCAGAAGUUCCAAGCGGAUGAAGGAGUACGAACUUUGCUGCAAGGUUCAAGAGUGCUUGGAGAAGGGCGGCAAGGUGCUUGUGCCACUGCUAAUGAUGGGCCGCAGCCAAGAAAUUUGCAUGAUCCUGGAAGAGCACUGGUCUCGAACAUCUCUGGCCCAUCCAAUUUUUGUGAUAAAGGGAUCUGCGCAGAAGGCGCGAGUUCUUUUUCAGCUCUUUGCAUCUUGGGGUAGCCAGAAGGUACGCGCAUCCGAGAAACCCUUUGAAUUUCCCCAUGUUCGAUUUGUGGAUUUGGAUGAGAUUCUGGGAUGGACAAAGCCAGCCGUGAUGUUGGCCGGACCUGCUAUGAUGGAGGGAGGAGCCUCGUUGCAAAUCUUCAAGUCCAUGGCUCCGGAAAGCAAAAACCUUGUGGUCAUCCCUGGCUACUGCCUCCCUGGUACUGUAGGCAAUCUCGUGCAGGCCAAGAGCAAGAAGAUUCAGCUCAAAGAUGAAGUGGUGCACGUGAAGUGUGAGGUGGAGACCGUGGUGCAUUCGGAUCACACGGAUUCCCGUGGCAUCUUGGAGUUGAUUUCUCAAGUCUCGCCGCAGCAGGUUGUUCUGGUGCACGGAGCGGAAUCCCUCAUGAAGACCUUUCAACCCAUUGUGAAGAAGCGCUUGCGAGUGCCAUGCUUUAGCCCUUCCGUUGGAGAAACAGUGGAACUCACGGCUCCACCAGCAGUGCAGGCUUCUGCCAGCACUGCACUGCUCCUGAACGGAGAGGUGGUGCCGCCCCCACCAGUGCUUGGUUCUUUGCCAGCCAUGCACGGAGCAACACCUUUCGCAGCCACCUUCUCUGGAUUGCUAAGAAAACGUGGUAGAGACGUGUUCGAGCUUCACCCUCGCUCAGAAGAGGGUCUGGAGCAGUGCGGCCUCAAGGCGCACAGAGUUCGCUUUAGCCAUCAAUGCAUGGUUUCACCAGCUGCCUUCCAAGAAGCUUGGAGUAUCCUGGAUCCGGAGAGCUCGGCCGGCCACACGGACCCUGGCCCCUUGGAGCUGGAAUCGAAAGGGGUGAGCUGCACCGUCUCCAGGGAGGCUGAGCAGAUCAACGUCUCAGUACUUUGGGAUCGCGAAGCUGACAAGGAUGCCAAUGUGUGCUCAUUCUUGAAGGCAUUGGGUGCGGGCUGA
This is a messenger RNA of Cladocopium goreaui, 1518 nucleotides long. NCBI's taxonomy places the organism in Eukaryota, Dinophyceae, Suessiales, Symbiodiniaceae. The record is from the annotation of a GenBank genome assembly.